AUGAAUGGUACUCAGGAUUGUGAAACGAAUGUGAUGAACGGCAACGUGAAAAUGAAAAUAAGAGUGGAGAAGAACGAGAAGAAUGUGGAGACCAGACUGGAGAAGAACGAGAAGGAUGUGACCAGACUGGAGGAGAACGAGAAGCACUUAGAGACCAGACUGAAGAAGAGCGAGAAGGAUGUGAAGGAGCUGAGAGGCCUUAUUGGAGGUCAGCCUCGGGUGGCCUUCUCUGCCGCUCUCAUGACCUCUGGUGCUGGACUCAUUGGACGUUUCACUGUGGACACUACUCUCAAGUAUCAGAGAGUCUUCUCCAACACCGGCAGUUGUUACAAUCCUUCAACAGGUGUGUUCACAGCGCAGGCCAAAGGAAUGUACUACUUCCGGUUCUCUGCGUUCAACAACUCGGUUCUUCCUAAGGGUGUGAGAUCGAUUGUGAGCCUGAUGAAAAAUGGUGAGCAGCUGGUGUCCGUCUGGGACGAAAAGUCGUCAGACCCCCACGACAUGGGCAGUAACGCCGCAGUGAUCGCCUUGGAGAGCGGAGACAAGGUCUCCGUGAAACUCCACGCCCACACAGCUGUCUACGAUGACGGCAUGAACUACAACAGCUUCAGUGGCUUCCUGCUCUUCACCAUGUAGAUCCGAACAGCAUGCAUUUAACCCGGGCCACAUACUAAUGUGUCUCUUAAAGUAAAAACACGGGCAGUUCUUUUUCCUCCUUUGGAUGAAUGCAAAAUUAACACUAUACUAUGGUUCCGGGUUUGCAAAUAAAAUGUUCUGGGUUUCUCUGUAAUGACUAAUAGGUAGUAUACCUGUGUCUCCUCCUCUGUAAUGCCUAUACUCUGUCUCCAUAUAAUGACACUUGAAUAAAAUG
Messenger RNA from Engraulis encrasicolus (European anchovy), 871 nucleotides. Its product is annotated as complement C1q-like protein 2. The coding region runs from base 1 to 636 and encodes 211 amino acids. The transcript is spliced from 4 exons. The record is from RefSeq and is a predicted model, not a curated record. NCBI's taxonomy places the organism in Eukaryota, Metazoa, Chordata, Actinopteri, Clupeiformes, Engraulidae. Gene Ontology annotation, molecular function: protein binding.